Messenger RNA from Patella vulgata (common limpet), 2901 nucleotides. RefSeq lists its product as uncharacterized. The transcript is spliced from 12 exons. NCBI's taxonomy places the organism in Eukaryota, Metazoa, Mollusca, Gastropoda, Patellidae. The record is from RefSeq and is a predicted model, not a curated record. The coding region runs from base 709 to 1761 and encodes 350 amino acids.
UAUGGUUUGGGUAUGUGGAUUGGUUCAUUAUUUUUGUAAUAUAUAUGUAUAUUGUUGUUUUUAUUAUGGUGUACUGUAGACUGUUUAGGGUUGUUCGUGUCGGGACGCCACUUCUUGUGCUGGGGGGAUAGUGUAGUAGGGUGGUAUAUUCUCUUUAAGUAUUUGGUGUGAUAUUCUCUUUAAGUAUUUUAUCCAGUUCUAUUGUCCUGUAUAUCCAGUAAGUUUUGUUUUUCCAGUUGGUAUAAUUAGUUUAGUUUAUAGUUUAAACAUGUUAUUUUAACAUGGUGAGUAGUAUUCUGUUACUUAGAUACUGUCCUAACAUCAUGUUUCACCUUUAGUCACUUUUUCUUAGAUCUCCAUCUUGAAGGCAACAAUUUCUUUCUACAGCACUGCAUUUACUAAUUCGGUGUUUCUCUCUUUUGUACCUGUAUAUGGUUUCCUUAUACAUUAUUAGUUCUAAUUCUUCAUUUCUUAAGAGCACCUUUAUCAGGUGCUCUUCUUCUUGUCUUCUACUUGUUCUUCUUUCUGUAAAUAAUUGGCUGUUUUGUUCCUGUGUAUUGUAAAUAAACUGUAUAGCUGUGUUCCUGUCUUUGUCUCUUUUCGUUCAACCCGCGACCUGGAAAGGGGAUAGUCCGUUGUCCAUCGAUCCUGCUACACGGGCAUGGAGGUAAUGACGUCGUAAUGUCUGUUGUGUAAAUACAGGUUCAGAUGUUUUGGUGUUCCGGUGACGUAUUUUGUUCUGCGAUAGAUCGCCUUACCAAAGAUGGCUUGAGAGAAAACGUUGAGUUGGUAUCCAUGUUCUCCCAAGCAUUUUGUUCCAAGCAUUUUGAAGAAAAAUGGCUAAAUAGAACUGGACAAAUAGUAAGAUUAAAAGAUGGUGCCAUUCCAACCAUCUUUUUAUUACCUACUCAUUUACAGCCGAAACCGAUUUUAUAUAGAUCGUCAAAAACAUCUAAUCGGUCCUUAGAAUUAGAAAAUGAUUCAGCAGAACACAUUUUUCCACAAGAUGCAGUCACAAUUUUACAGCCGAAACCGAUUUUAUAUAGAUCGUCAAAAACAUCUAAUCUGUCCUUAGAAUUAGAAAAUAAUUCAGCAGAACACAUUUUUCCACAAGAUGCAGUCACAAUUUUACAGGAUCAUAACUAUAAUUGUGAUAACCCAUCAGUGUAUAAAAAAAGAACUUUAGACAUGCAGGAUAGAAUUGACGUACUGCAGAAACGUCUGAAAAAUACCCAAGCUCGCGAAAGAAGAGCAAGGCGGACUUGUCAAACCUUGAUAGACUCUUUAAAAGAACAAAACUAUUUAAAUAAUGAACUGGAAGAGAAGCUCCGAGUUCACAAAGAUAUUCCAUGCGAGCUGUUUAAGAAACCCCAUGGUCAAUACACCGAAGAACAGCGUUAUUUUGCAUUAACGUUGCAUAUGUAUUCACCAAAGGCGUAUGAAUAUUUUAGUAAAAAUGUGCAGCUGCCAGCACCACGUACACUUACUAAAUGGUUAGAAAAGAUCAAAGCUGAACCAGGUAUAUCUCUAUGCAUGUUACAAUCAUUGAAGGAGAAUGUAGAAAAAUUCCCAGAGCAAUACACUCACUGCUGUGUAAUGGUCGAUGCCAUGGCUAUUAGAAAACAGGUAAUCUACGAAAAGCACAGUCAAAAGUUGGUUGGGUACGUAGAUCUUGGCACUGGUAAAGAUGAAGAUGAAGAAGUUGGAAAGGAAGUGCUUGUUGUAAUGGCUGUUGGUUUUAAACAAAAGUGGUCAGUCUAGCUGUACAAACCCUGUCAAAUUCAGUAGCUGUAGGACUACAUACUGCAUUUGAGUUAGGUGUGGAUGGAUUAGAUGGUUGUUCUUCUACAGUACAAUUCAAUCAGGCUAAAAGUUAAACUUAAUAAAUUGUUAUGGUGUUGCUGAAGAUGUGUUGAAUACAAAUAUUCACCCACUAGAAUAUGUAUGUACUUAUAAGAUGAGCCAGGAUCACCUAGAGCUAUUUUUUAAUGCUGUUAGGAGAAUGGGUGGAUGGAAUAAUAACCCAAACGUAGUGCAAUUUAAGGCUGCCUUCAGAAGGCUAAUUUCUCAUGUAGGAGCCAGUGCAUGUGGUGAAACUGGUAACGUUGUUGCCAGGGAUGAUACUGCAUUCAUCCAUGCAGCUACAACCUGGUAUGUUCCACCAACAUCAGAGGCCGAAGAAGUUCAAGACGUAAACUCCGAUAUCAGUUUUUAUUUCAGGUCUUUAGAUUCUCUAGUUGACACCAUUCUUGUGUAUAUAAGUGGUUAUAUUGUAAGAAAAAUUUCACCUUAAAUUACAUGUAAUAUUUGUAAACUUUCUCUUGUAUCUGAUAAUCCUGAAAGUCAUAAUUCUUAUAUUCUUCUAAGUUUAAGAAACAAAGGGGGCCUUUAUAUUCCUUCAAAUGGAUUAUUGUGUGUUAUGAAAUCUUCUGAAAAGCACAUCAGAAGUUUAACUAGUCUUAAAAAGUCUUCCAGGAAGCUUUCUUCAUUAGAAUUACAGACCAGGGUUUUAGCAGAUAUUGGACAUCUUGAUGUCUUUAAUUUUGAUAACCACAUUUUAGAAACGUCCUGUGGAAUCUCAAAUCAUUACAUCGACUUGAUAAGAUUAAUAGUUAAUAAUUUCUAUCUUGUACGCCAGUUCCAUAUAGUUAAAAUUACAAAAUUUGUCAGAGAAAGGAGAUAGCAUAAGGCAUAAACUAAACAAAACUGUCUUAUUUAUGGGACAUUAACAGAAUCGAAAUGGGGUUGAUCGUCCUAAAUUUCUGCAUUAACAUGCAUGUGUAAGUUAUGGUAAAAGUUUGUUGUUAUAACAGUUUGUUGUAACUAAACGUCUGUUGUUAUUACACGUAUGUGUAACUAAAAGUCAAAAGUUUGUUGUUAUUACACGUAUGUGUAACUAAA